Molecule: messenger RNA, 1877 nt
Organism: Nezara viridula (southern green stink bug)
Lineage: Eukaryota; Metazoa; Arthropoda; Insecta; Hemiptera; Pentatomidae
Source: the annotation of a GenBank genome assembly
UAUUAAUGGUGUUGCCACAGCGCACUGUGGGAGGAGUAGGGGAAAACUGGUGAUAUCGGUUAAUUCAAUUUUUUGUUUUAGAUUGAAAUAUUCAAUAAAAACUUUCUAUUGUUCCAACUGGAAAUAUUCUCGGAAACUUCGCCAACAACACAAGGUAUCGAUAAAACAGCUGAUCUAGUUUUUGGAGUUCUAAAAAAAAAAAAAAAAAAAAGAUUUAGACAGAUUCAAAUAGAUGUCACGAGUUUUCCCUUACUGGUCCCACCGUGCGCCAGUUGUAAAUCCUUAAAUGAUCACAUGUCUAUAUGACGAGUGAUACCAUUGGCGUGCAGUCUUUAUUUAGCUUUGUUUUGAAAGAAGUAACGACGACCGAAUAGAAGGAAUAGUCUUUUUUUUCCCUUCCGGUCCUGAGAGAGACGCUGUUUACCGCAGGAGGUGGAGGUGGCUGGCGAGGGUCCAGGGUGGGGCAGCUAUAACCCCGAGGAGCCGCCAAGGGAGGACAGUCUCUAAGUGACCGCGAUACAAGAUGCCCGUCGGAGGACUCCUCAACGAUAUGAUCCACAAAUUCGACCAACAGGCGAGUAAGCACCUGGAAGCACAAAGCCUCAACCCUUUCUCGGGCAAGUUCAGCAGGUCCCCGUCGCCGAGACCUUCCGACGAAGAUUACGGAAAACCUCUUGCUGGUUCGAAAACAGAAGAGAGGGGUUUGAGGGCCAAAUCGCACAUCAACAGAGAGAUUUUAGAACUGUGUGAGACGAUCUACGAUCUCGGAACAUACAAUAAGGAACUUAAGAAGCGGAGGAAAGAUGAUGAAGGUUCGGAUGAUGAAGACGGAGAGAAUGAAGAUGAUGGAACGAUCAUCGUAACCUUUGGGGAACUGUUCGAGAUGUACACCCGAAUAAAUGACAAAGUUGUUGGCCUUUUGAUUGCAGCGAAGAAAAAAGGAUUUGUCUAUUUCGAGAAAGAAAUUCUUUUCCAGCGAAGGGAUGACGAUGUUCUGAUCGCCCUUAUUAAGCCAAUCAGCGAAAUCAGGGCAAUAAUGAAGGAGUCUCUUUCCCCAGCACCCAGCCUAGACCGUGGAGAACAAACACUGAGUUAGAUAUAAUAUUUUUUUUAUAUAACUGUCGGCAUCACCAUGAUUUAGUUAUAGUUUUAAAAUUGUACAACAGGGUAUAUGUAAUUCAAAUUGUAAAUAUACGUACUUUUCAUUUUUUUUUUUUCUUUACGAGUACAGUUGAACUACACGUAUUCGUAUAAAAAUUAAUUUCUUCAGUAUUAAUAUAUUAAAUUUUAAAAUAAACUCUGCGACUUAACGCAAUAACAAUCAAUACCAAGCUAUUAUUAUCAUAAUAUUAUUUAUUAUAUGUUUAUAUAAUAUUGUGAUUAUACUUAUAUUCCAUUGAGUUUUAAUCACUUCAUAAUAAAAGUGAGAAACUUUGAUAUUCAUUGUUUCUGCUUUAAGUCACAGAAAUAUUUUUAAUAGUAUUAAAAGUGAACUCAAACCUUAUCAUAAAAUUUGAACUUAAACUUAUUUUUAUUUACAUUACGAAUUUUUAUUUUAAAAAAUAUUAAAUUUAUUUAUAAAACUAUAUGAGAGUAGAUUUGGUAGCAAUUAAGCUUUUAUUACGCUUUAAACUAUAUUUUUAGUAAAGUUGAAGGGAAAAAUUAUUAUUGCGACGAAACAUUUUUUUUUAAUAUUAAGUUUAUUAUUAUCAUUGGGAUAAUUUAUGUUAUAAAUUGAGAAAAAAAAAGUGUAUCUGUAUCAAAUGGGUAGUGUUGGAAAUUAUGUAUUUACAAAUAAUAGGACUUGUAUAUAAGACAAUUUAUGUUCAAAAAAAAAUAUUUUAAAUUUGUUUUGAAAAUAAAAUUAUUUAAAAAUA